Messenger RNA from Coniosporium apollinis CBS 100218, 1905 nucleotides. RefSeq lists its product as uncharacterized. The record is from RefSeq and is a predicted model, not a curated record. The coding region runs from base 1 to 1905 and encodes 634 amino acids. The transcript is spliced from 4 exons. Lineage: Eukaryota; Fungi; Ascomycota; Dothideomycetes. Gene Ontology annotation, molecular function: oxidoreductase activity, acting on CH-OH group of donors; flavin adenine dinucleotide binding.
AUGAACGGUGAGACAAACGGCGACUAUGGAGCCAAUGGCACUGAUGGACAUCCUUCCGCAAUUGCCAGCACAGUUGAGGAGUUCCUUGCCAGAACUUACGACUUCUUGAUCAUUGGAGGUGGCACAGCAGGCUUGACCCUCGCCGCUCGCCUUACAGAGAACCCGGACACAACCGUGGGAGUGAUUGAAGCUGGCAAGAAUCGGCUUAAUGACCCUUACGUCGACACCCCUGCCAUGUUCCUGCAGACGCUUGGGAAUCCGGAGUACGACUGGAUGAUGUCCACGACUCCCCAGGAUGCGAACAAAGGUAAGGUACAUCAUAUGCCGCGAGGAAAGCUGCUCGGGGGCUCCAGUGGUAUCAACUACAUGAUGUACGUCCGCGGCUCGAAUGCUGACUACGACGACUGGGCCACCCUGGUGGACGAUCCGAGCUGGUCAUCUAAAGGCAUGAAACAAUAUAUGCAGAAGCACCAAACGCUCGAGCCCAUUGAUGAAUCAAUCACCAAUCGUUCAACGAUGCCCACUGUGGGGGAGAACCACGGUACAUCAGGGCCAGUACGUACCAGCUUCAACGACUGGAGGCUGCCCAUCGAGGACGAUAUCAUCAAAGCAUGUGACGAGGCCACUGGCAUGACGAACAAGCCCGUGGAUCCUUGGAGCGGCGACCACAUCGGGUUCUUCAACACGCUGGGAAGUGUUUGUAGGACCGGUCCAAAUCGCGGCAAGAGGAGUUAUGCGGCGAGAGGGUACUUUGAACCAAACAAGGCCCGGCCAAAUCUCAAGGUCCUUUGCGAAGCGCUGGCGACUAGUAUCGUCCUGGAAGGGUCUACCGCGACGGGUGUCAGUUUCAGGCAUGGUGGAGAAGAACAUACCGUCAAGGCCAACCGAGAGGUCAUAGUUUCUGGCGGAGCUUUGCUCUCACCUCAAAUACUCGAACUCUCGGGCAUUGGAGACCCCGAUGUGUUGGAAGCUGCAGGUAUACAAUGCAAGAUCGCCCUUCCAGAGGUCGGAAACAAUUUCCAAGAUCACGUCUUGUCCGUCGCUGGUUAUGAGCUUACCCCUGGGAAUAUGUCUCUCGACGCUAUUUACAAUCCUGACGUGAUGGCCGAUGCACAAAAGACGCUUAUGGAAAAGGCCGGAGGGCCGUUGACCUGCAUCUCGAGCAGCCAGGGCUUCUUCAGUUGCAAACUCUUUCUAUCCGAGGGUGAAGUUGAGGAUAUCAUCCGCAGCAUUGAAGAGAUACCGGAUCAGACCGACUUUCAGCGAAAGCAGCGUGAGCAGGUCAUAGCCCACAUACGAAACCCGCAGUCAGCCAACCUGCAAUUCGUUCUGGUAGCCGCAACAGCUGGUUUCGAUGAAGGCGUAGCGGAUCAAUCGAAGCUGUUCCCGCCGGCGGACCUUUCGAAGCCAAUGGGUAUCACACUAGCCAUUUGUCUCCAGUAUCCCGUGUCCAGAGGUUCGGUACACAUCACUAGUUCUGACCCCACCCAGCCGCCUGCGAUCGAUCCAGCGUAUCUCCAGCAUCCCGCAGAUGUGGCGGUGCUAGCAGCUGGCAUGAGAUUCCUCGACAAAGUCGCCAAUUCCAAAGCGCUAGAAGGCAAACUCGGUCGACGCGCCACCCCCCGGCCCGAACUCGACUUGCAGAAGGCCGAGGAUGCCCAGGAGGCAGUGAGAGAUUGGGUCAUAGGAGAGUACCACCCCUGUGGCUCCUGCGCGAUGGGCGACGUGGUUGACUCGAAGCUCAAAGUCAAGGGUGUUGAUGGGCUAAGGAUCGUGGAUGCAAGCGUGUUCCCUAACCACGUGAGCGGGAAUAUCGUUAGUUCGGUCUAUGCUGUGGCGGAGAAGGCGGCGGAUAUCAUCAAGGCGGACUACGAUUAUGCGCCUCUUGCUAAGGUGGCAGCGUAG